CUCCCAAGGAAAUUUAUCAGAUCGCUUUCACAACCUCAGAGUUCUGGUGAAUAAUCGCAGAAGGGCAGCGGCACGUGGAACUCAAGUGCACAACUUCUCAGAAGCUCCCACACAAAAUCAUCAUCAUGCCUCGGAAGCUGCAGCGUGAGCAGCUCACAGGAGGAGGUAUGACGAUGGGUGGCGGCGCGCUUUCUCCGCGAAGCCGUCGCUAAACGCCUGGAGCUCAAGGCAUCCGCGGCUAUGAACGGCACUUGCCAGCUCCGCCUCGCUCCCGCCGGCCUCGCGCUGCAGCCCGCGUGGCGCCUCGUGCUUCGCCGACGGGACCUGCUCUGCUCCCCUCACCUGCCCGCGGCGCUCGCGCUCGCCGCCCACCUGCUGCUGAGCGCCCCCUACCUGGUGCUGGACGUGCUGGGCGAGCGCUGGCCCGGGGCGCGCCGUUUCCGGAUCUCCGAGGGCGGCUCGCGAGCCGUGUGUCUGCGGCGCUGGUUCGAGUGCCUCGGCAGGGUUCUGCUCAAGUACCUGACGGCGGUGUUCCCGGUCACCGCGCUGCUGCAUCACCUGCGGAGCCCCGCGCUGCCCGCCUUGGCGCCCUCGUGCGUCCGGGCUCUGCUCGAGGUGCUCUCGUGCCUGCUGCUCUUCGACGCGUUCUUCUUCGCCUGGCACGUGCUCAUGCACCGAGUUUCCUGGCUGUUCGUGUGGGUGCACCGCCAGCAUCACCACAACAGGGACACGUUUGCUCUCGUGGCCCAGGAUGCCAGCGCCAUCGAGCUGCUCUCCCUCCAGCUGCUGGCCAUAUUCAGUGCCGCCCUUGUGGGCUGCCACCCCCUGAGCGAGGUGCUCUUCCAUCUGCUCAACAUCUGGCUGGCCGUGGAGGACCACAGCGGCUACGACCUGCCCUGGGCCCUGCAUCGAGUCCUGCCCUGUUUCGGGGGGGCCCCUUUCCAUCUGGCACACCACCGGAGGUACAGGGGGAACUAUGCACCCUACUUCCGCCACUGGGACUGGCUCUUUGGAACAUACCUGACGGAGGAGACUGCCAACAGGCCCGAGGCAUAAAGGUGUCCAUAGGUGGCGUCACACCUAACCUUCAUAUGUGACAUAAGCCUGCCUUUCUUCUUCCAUUUUUAUGGCAGUACUUUUGAAAUCAGGCUUUUUCACGCCAAAUUAUCUCUUCUGUGAUUCACUAUUAGUGAAAUAAUAUAAAUAUUGCAGAUUGCUCUGCUCAACUACUUGUACAUCCCAUCUGGACUAC
This is a messenger RNA of Scleropages formosus (Asian bonytongue), 1252 nucleotides long. RefSeq names its product cholesterol 25-hydroxylase like 3 (gene ch25hl3). Gene Ontology annotation, molecular function: oxidoreductase activity; iron ion binding. The record is from RefSeq and is a predicted model, not a curated record. The coding region runs from base 241 to 1056 and encodes 271 amino acids. The transcript has 2 exons. Gene Ontology annotation, biological process: lipid biosynthetic process. NCBI's taxonomy places the organism in Eukaryota, Metazoa, Chordata, Actinopteri, Osteoglossiformes, Osteoglossidae.